AUGGCGGGCAUGCUUGAAACCCCGUCGCGCAUAUGGCGACGGAUAGAGUCCAUAGAGAAUAGGGAUAUGCCCUCACUGCCAUCCCUUCCACUAUCAGAAGAGGACAACGACGAGUUCGACAGCCACUCUGUUGAAAGCCACAGCGACAAUGCCUUCCCCAUACAUUCAACCCCCGCUGCCUCCUCCCAUCACGCUUCGACAAUGCGAGCGGCUUCCAGCACAACCUCGUCGGCUUCUCGCUUCGCCAACUCUAUCGCUCGCACUUCCCGCUCGUCAAACACUAGGUCGUCGACAAGACGUAGUUCAGGCCACAACAGCAUAGAUAGCUUCGAUGUCAGCCGCAUUCCCUCGCUACCUCAAAUUCAGCCCGAAUAUACGACUGGACACUACACGGAGGACGAAGAAGCUGAACAGAGUGAAGAGAGUGUGCCAGAAGUAUAUCUCCCUCCAGAAGACGAUGACGCAGACGCUCUUUCCUUGACAGACGCCCUCGAGCUCGUCAGCUCUCCACAGCGAAGAGAUGCCACUCCAAAGAAAAACUAUGACUACUCUCCAUCUCCUUAUGACAAAUUUCGUAAUGUUGCCCUGCGUCGACCGCCUUCAAGAGCUCGGACACCCUCCCUCUCCCGAACCGCCCCUUCACCGACUUCGUCCCCAGCGAAUUCUACCCCACGGAGUAACGCCUCUCUCGCCUAUCAGCAACAGUCCCCAUUAUCAGCGACGCGUCUGCCACUUCCUCGAUCUCGAACAGCGUCACCAGCCAUCGUUAUAUCACGUCCGCCCGACGACGAGUCAGAAAGCGAGGUUCAUGAAAUCUCCUAUGAAGGUUCAAUGGAUAUAACAGACAUUCACGUCUCUCCAGCACCACUCGAAAACGGCAACACUUUACCCGCUUCAGAGGAAGAUUCACGCGAACCUACCUUCUCGUCGGAGGGUGGUCCCACAUAUCAAGCUGACCAGACGAUAUCCAGGCGUCUCAGUCCAUCAAAGUCUCCCGCAGCGCUUUCUUCACCGGCUACUUCCAUCGCAGCGACACCCACACCAGCAGCUCCGCGUCCUAGAGCUCGUUUUAAUCUUCCACACAACGAUCCUACGCCAUCAAAUCACAACGAGGACGAAACUGACGAGGCAGAGCCCACCAACGACCAAGUAUUGACUCCCCAUACUCGCCGGCGUUCAUUCCUACUCUCUGUUAUCAACUCCACUGCUCGACCUCGCCUCAAAUUCCCUACUCCGCAUCCUCGCUACAAUUUUGAGAUGGAAGAUGCGACACCAGGACCCAAGAUAGCUGGGUUACAAACAACACUGGCAGGCGCAACGCCGCGUUUACCUCGUCGCGGGUCCCACCCAUUGGCAAAUACCCACCUGGCACAAUCACCUGCAACGCCGGAGGCAGAAGGAGGAGGCAGGAUCAGUCCAAGUGGGUGGGCAACUCCGGGGCCUGGCCAUGAUGGUGCUUCUGUUAUUUCGACGGCUUCAUCCCACGAUCUAACGACGCAUCAUUAUCGAGCAAAUACUUCCUUUGAUCCUGCUAUGGGAUUUAAUGGUGCCCAGGCUUUGCAUGGUGUAGGACGAUUCAAUGCGGGGAAGCUGAAUACGUACCUCCAUGGACUCAAUCGGCGGCUGCAGGAAGAGAAUGAAACACUUGCCGAGCGGAUUAGAGAGCUUGAGGGUAGCCAGAGCGAUGGCGGCAGUCGCCGGAGCAGUCUGGGUGGCGCUUCUCGACGAACGAGUCUGGCUACUAUGCCUCUCGGCAAUGUUGCAGAAGAUGUCGCUGGGGAAGGAUGGCUGGAAGAAAAGGCAGAAAUGGAGGAGUUGAUCCAAGUUCUCAAAGAAGAGGUUGAACAGCAUGCCACUCGACUUUCGGAAGCACAAGCUUCAUUGGAAGAAGAAAAGGCAGGUCGCUCUGAGGACAAGGAAUCAUGGAAGCACAAAAUGCGGGAGGUCGAGAGAGGGGUAAACGAGCAUGUGGGGAUUUUGGAGCAGCGGGCCACGUCGGCCGAAAAGCGAGCCGAGUCGGCCGAGAAAACUUCACGACAAGCUGUUAUGGGAAUUCAGGCUGAAUUAGAGCAGAUUCAGUCCGAACGUGAUGCUGCGGUUGAGCGUGCUGCGAAAGCUGAGCAUGCUCUCGAAGGGGAUCGUGAACUUGGAGGAGAGCUUCGAGAGGCGCAUGAUCGGCUAGAGAAAGCUCUUGCGGAGUUGCGCAAUGCCAACUCUCAGAUCAAGGCCCUUGAGGACGAAGUUAUCCAAGCGGAUGCCCGACUCGAUGACCUCGAAAAGGAGCUCAAGAGCGAGAGAGCAAUGACGCGCGAGCUUGAUGAUGAGUUGAAUGUCAAGACAGAGGAGAUGGACGCUCUCUCACAUGAGCAUUCCAAAAUGCAACAGGACUUGACUGCUACCAAGGCUUUUGUGGAAGAACUUGAACAAGCAGUCAAAGAGGCGGUUGAACAGACCGAAUCGCUUCAAGACCAACUCGCUGCUGCCCAUGAAGAGAUUGAUCAACUCCAAGCCGCUGACGAUGAAGCAACAGAACAUGUGGAUCUGGCCAACAGUGCUCGUGAACGUGCAGACGAACUUGCUCGGCAAUUGGAAGACGCCUUGGAGGCCGCUGAAAAGACAAUGCAUCAUAACGACGAGGAGAUAGCACAACUUCGAACUAAGAUCACAUCGCUGGAGCGGGAAUGCGAACGCCUUCGGGAGAGAUCAAUUUCUUCUCAUAACAUCCUCGCUCCUGGACCGACCGAAGCGGAGAUGAAUGAGUUAGAAGAUGAGCUGGACGCUGCAAAUCGCGAAAUUGCUCGUCUUACAAGGUUGCUUGAACAGUCUCCUGCUCGCAAAGCGAUCGAAACUGCUAGGGAGACCAAAAUAGAAAUGCUAGAGAAAGAGAGGGACGAACUUUUGGAGAGAAACAAGGCACUUCGGAUGACGGUUUCGGCGACGACGACACCGAACAAGUUGUACAACCUCAGCAAUAUAUCUCCCAUUCAUCGCCAUGUUCUCUCAAUGUCGAUGAGAGCCCCCAAGACCCCUGGGGGACCUCUCCGAGAUAUGUCUUGGCUCAACGCAACUGCUGCAGAUGGUUCUGUGUCUCCCCUCCUUGCCGAAAUCCAGAGGUUGCAACUGGAACUCGAUCGGGCGAAUCAAAGCAUCGAUGACAAACUUGACAAGUUGGAAGAUAACGGGCUUGGGGUGGUUGGGCUGACCAAGCGACUGGCUGACGCCAAAACCAAGAUCGCAUUCCUUGAAGAUGAGGUUGCACGUCUUUCACGGCGAGAGGAUCGUCGGCUCAAGCGAUUGGAACGCGCAAGGUGUCACAAAUGCCUUGUCAAACUCAAGCUCGACAAUGUCAUACAAGAUGAGAGCUCAAUGGACGCUUUCAGCGCGACUCUCCCAACAGAACCGCCGACCCCGCCGACAAGGACCACCGACGUUCUUCGUUCUGACCUCCGCUCCGUCAAUGCGAAUCUCAACAACAUGAAACGGCAAUGGGAGGAAGAAAAGGAGCGGCUUCUGGGCGAGAAGGCUGUUUUGCAAGAUGCUGCCAAUCGCCUCAACGUGAAAGUCCGUAGUGCCGAAGAGGAAGCGCGUCAAGUAACGGCGAGCAAGAAAACAAGUGACAAGCUAAAGGCUGGGAUUGAGGGCGAACUCGAGCAAGCUCGAAGGACCAUUGCUGAACUUGAAGCUGAUCUUAAAGCAGAACGGUCACGACUGAGAGCGUCGGCGGCUGAGCAGACUCGCGCGCAGCGUGAGAGGGAGAAUGUUUUAGUCCAACUGCAAAGGACAGAAACGGAUAUGAGAGAUGUCAAGCAGCAACUACUGAGACUCAAGGAUGAGAACCGUGAACUGGAAGGAGAACUUCGCGUCAACGACAAUGCUGAGCAAAAAGCACGCUUGCUCGAAGUUCGAGUCUCCGAAAAUGCAGAACUUGUUGAGCAGCUGAGACAAGAACGGGCUUUCCUAGUUUCUGACCACAAGGAACUCCAACGAAAGUUAACCGAAAUCACCGAACAAACAAAUCGUCUGCGGGCUGAAUACCGCACGUCUCAAGCCUCCCACAAUGACCGCCAACAUGAGCUGGAUAUCCAACAAGCGGAAAUAAACGAUUUGCGGCAGGCUCUUGAUGGCCAAGCUGAUCAACUCCAGCGAACCGCAGUCGAAAAGGAUCGCCUUGUCGCAGAGAAGGGAGACGUGACCAAGACUAUUGCUGCUCUUCAGGCAGAGAUGGCCCGCGUCAGACGAGAAGCUGAAGCUCUUGGGCGUGACCUGAAACAUCUUCGAUCUGAGAAAGAACGACUAGAGUCGAAACAUAACGAUGAGAACCAAAAGGCGGAGCGGGCUCGCAAGCAAAGUCAGGCGCAACUUCGGGUGCUCACCGAGCAGCUUGAGGGUCAACGGGAGAAGGCCACACGUGCGAAGGAGGAGCUGAAGAACCAUGUCUGUGUGAUGGACGAACGUCAGGUGUCGGCGAUAAAGUCACAACACAAUCGCGAGUGCAAAGGGCUCAUGGUCCAUAUAAAAUACCUCAAAGCUCAAGUGACACGGGAGACCUCGUUGCGAAACAGUCUCCGGUACCAGAAAGAAUAUUUGCUCGUCUUAAUGUCCAAGUUUGAGAGAAGUGAAAACACUAUCUUGGCCUCGAUUGCCCAAAUCGGAUUCCCGUUGUCGAAUGCGCCACCACCGCAGAAGAAGCAAAAGCGGUUGAAGACAGUGGCCUUGACCGUCAUCUUUUUGGCAAGGGUCAAACGUGCUAGUGAAUGGUGGAAAGGGCAGAGGGAAUCAAAGCAAGCGGUUCGCACAGCGCUGGAGGAGGUACGGCGGAAUCGCGCGAUUGUUGCAUCCUGA
This is a messenger RNA of Mycena indigotica, 4842 nucleotides long. Its product is annotated as PACT-coil-coil domain-containing protein. Lineage: Eukaryota; Fungi; Basidiomycota; Agaricomycetes; Agaricales; Mycenaceae. The transcript has 11 exons. The record is from RefSeq and is a predicted model, not a curated record. Bases 1 to 4842 code for a protein of 1613 amino acids.